This is a messenger RNA of Drosophila albomicans, 576 nucleotides long. RefSeq lists its product as uncharacterized. NCBI's taxonomy places the organism in Eukaryota, Metazoa, Arthropoda, Insecta, Diptera, Drosophilidae. The record is from RefSeq and is a predicted model, not a curated record. The transcript has 2 exons. The coding region runs from base 75 to 506 and encodes 143 amino acids.
UUUAAAUAAGAUGAUUUAUUUAUUUAUGAUUUCAUUUACUAACAUUCCUCUCAACUGUAAAGAACACUUGAAUAAUGAAAUACAAAGUAUUAUUCUUGACCCUAACUGUGUUGACUUUGCCGCACUUGAGUGAAGCUAAGCGACCCGUCUCGGUGGAGCUCAGAAACUUGACAUGCUUAAACAUUGAAGCGUCAGUUGUGAGUCACAUUCGCUGCGAAGUGCAUAAAAAAAGAUCCGAUCCCUCGUUUUCCGUGAAUUUCAGUCUAUUGGAAACAGUGAGAUCGUUUAAUAUUGUGAUCAUUUUGGAUAUUAUGAAACGAGAUGGCACCAAAUUGAGCUUGACUCAAGUCAAAAUGGAUGGUUGCAAGUUUCUCAACUCCAUCAACAUCGGCAGCUUUUAUGGCAAGUUCUUUAGGCGCUUUCAAAUUGGCAGCACUCUACCCACAAAUUGCCCAGUAUCAGAGGUGGGUAUUAGUAUUAUAAAUUUAUCUAAAUUAUGCCAUUAAUAUGCCAACCAAUAUUUACAGUGCAUAACGUAUGGCAUGACAAAUGUCACACUAAUCCCUGAUAUGUAUC